This is a messenger RNA of Scophthalmus maximus (turbot), 2120 nucleotides long. It is a transcript of the gene gipc3, whose product is annotated as GIPC PDZ domain containing family, member 3. The coding region runs from base 109 to 1113 and encodes 334 amino acids. The record is from RefSeq and is a predicted model, not a curated record. Gene Ontology annotation, molecular function: protein binding. The transcript has 6 exons. NCBI's taxonomy places the organism in Eukaryota, Metazoa, Chordata, Actinopteri, Pleuronectiformes, Scophthalmidae.
GUAGCUGGUUGAUCAGCUAAGCGGGGGUGAGCACAGUGUUUGUCUCUCUGCAAAGAGCAGUGCAGCACCCAGGGCUCCCAGAGGAGGACCACAUCUGAGCUGGGGCCAAUGCAGAACGGGGAAACUAUGAGCCCGCAGGACUCCAAGGCAACAGGGUCCGAAGCCAUGGAGGCGCAGAAGGCCCAGAACCAGAGCCAGAACGACGGGUGUGCGGAGCCCACAGCGCCUCCGCUUCCUCCUCCUUCACCACCACCACCAGGGCCGCCAGAAUACCCGAGACCGAGGCUCAUCUUCCACACCCAGCUGGCUCAUGGGAGUCCCACAGGCCGCAUCCACGGAUUCACCAAUGUCAAGGAGCUGUACGCCAAGAUUGCAGAAGUGUUUAACAUCUCCCCUUCAGAGAUCCUGUUCUGCACACUCAACUCUCAUAAAGUAGAUAUGCAGAAACUACUGGGGGGACAGAUCGGACUGGAGGACUUCAUCUUUGCCCACGUCAGGGGAGAAACAAAAGAGGUGGAGGUGACAAAGACAGAAGACGCACUGGGCCUCACCAUCACAGACAACGGAGCUGGAUAUGCUUUCAUUAAGAGGAUAAAAGAAGGCAGUACUAUAGACCGGCUGAAGUCUGUAUGCGUCGGGGACCACAUCGAGGCCAUUAAUGACCAGAGCAUUGUCGGCUGUCGGCACUACGAGGUGGCUAAGAUGUUAAAGGAGCAACCGAGAGGUACACCCUUCACCCUUCGCCUGGUCGGGCCCAAGAAGGCCUUCGACAUGAUUGGAAUGAGGACCAGAGCGCCGAAAUCUAGCGAGGGCAAGAUGGUGAAUGGACGGGAGACGCUGCGUCUUCGCUCCAAGGGUGCUGCUACAGUUCAGGAAGUGCAGACCGAGUUUGAAGAGCGGGCCACCAGGAAGGUGGACGACCUGCUGGAGAGCUACAUGGGCAUCAGAGACCUGGAGCUGGCAACCACCAUUGUGGAAGCAGGCAAAGACAAGAAGAACCCGGAUGACUUUGCAGAGGCCCUGGACUCAGUUCUGGGAGAUUUUGCGUUCCCCGAUGUGUUUUUGUUUGACGUGUGGGGCGCUAUUGGAGACGUCAAGAAUGGCAGAAUCUAAACACUUACUGUUAAGACAAAAGUGAGAGUGAGCUCUGUCCUCUGACACACACACAGUGGGGGAGAGAGGAAUAUUUGAAUGUUGCCCUCCCCGUCUUUGCAGACAUUUCAGCCUUUUAAGUCCGAAUGUAUUGUUCUGCUUCUCCAUUAACAACGGCCUAUUCAAGGUCUGCAUGCGUGAUUUAUGUUGAAUGAUGUCUGCACGCAUGCCGUCACUACAUUCCUAUGCAAUCAGUUCAGUUUUAGUUUUUUUUUUAAAUAAUGAAGUGGCCCCAGCAAAAUUAGAACUUCAAAGAAAAAUAAUUUCCGUUUAGAAUUUUGUUUUUAAGUUAGUUACUGGUCUUGACUUGAACUUGCAGACACUAUCCGCUGCGAGUCAUUUAUCAAACCUAUCAUCUGAAAAUUGAAUCGUCUGAGAGUGACGAUCAAGGGAGCAAUCUCCAGCUGACAAACACAUGCUCUGCAAUUAAUUUUUUUCACGUGAUCAACAAAAAACCCUGCCCGUAAUCCCCAUGAUAAAAAUAAUAGUAAAAAAACCAAAUAAUAUUAAGGCAAGUUAGCGUGCAUGUAAAGCUUUUCCUCGGAGUUCCCCGUGUUGAUUUAUGCCUAAAAAACUGAAGGUCUUCAUGGUCACAUACAUUAUUAAAAUAACUCCAAGCCUUCCGCAGAGCUCUUAGGAAGCAGCCCUGGUUUGUUUCAAAGAGAGGAUGUAAAUAUAUUAGACUGGGUUGUUGCACUCCUUGUAUUUCAGUAUCACAGUUUGUCUAGAAAGGAAGGGUAUGAAACUGUACGUGAGAGUGUUCUGACUCACCAAACAAUGUGAAUAAGGGGUUAAGUCCUAUUCUUUGCGCACAUGGAAACAGGCAAAUUGACGGAUUUCAAAGAGAGAUUCGACUCGCCUCGUUUUACACCAGUAUUUGUCUGAUGGUGACGUCUUGUUUUUUCACACUUUGCGUAUGAUUGCCCUUCUGAAAAUGUUUAAAUUGUCAGUAAAUAAGGUUGAAAUCA